Molecule: messenger RNA, 124 nt
Organism: Racocetra persica
Lineage: Eukaryota; Fungi; Glomeromycota; Glomeromycetes; Diversisporales; Gigasporaceae
Source: the annotation of a GenBank genome assembly
GUGAAUGUAGAAUCCACGGAAAUAGGACGAUCCCCGGAAAUAGUUCCAAAAGUAUCAUAUAUGUAUAAGGUAUAUAUGAAUAGCACCUUAAAUGAAGUAAUAAAAGAUAAAACUUCUGGUAUUG